GAUCCAAAAUGGUAAAGGCAGUGGGAUUUAGCAUGCCUUAAUUUUAGUGUCUGUGCUUAAUGUUUUAGUCUUUUUUUUGAGCUUUUCUAGUUUUGACAGUUAAACGUGCAAACAAGUCAAGAAGAAAGAAAAAGUGCAAAAAAUGGGUUCUUUCUCAACAGGUUCAAGUGAAACCCAAAUUUCAACAAAGGAAUUCAUGGAGCAGAUGAAUUUUCAACUUGCCCAAGCUUAUGUCGAGAAGUUUCUCCAGACUGUGAGGGAUAAGUGCUUUGACAAGUGUAUCACAAAGCCAGGAUCAAGUGUGAGUGGAACUGAGAGUAGUUGCAUCUCUAGAUGUAUGGAUCGCUACUUUGAGGCCACCCGUAUUGUCAGCAGAGCUUUUAAUGCAUCGCGCUGAAAUCUUGAAUCAGAAGAUGUAAGCUGCAAACUUUUGACACAUUUUUGAGGAUGAGUGAAAUUUGUGCUUGUUUUUGCCUUGACAAUUCUGAAAUUUGUCCUGGGAAUUUUAUACUUUGCAUAUUGAUUUUUAAAUUUUUACUUGUCAAUCAUUCAAACCUGAGAUUUCUGGUGAUUGACAUGGUGGUGGAAUGUUAAGUGGGUAAAAUAUAGUACCCAAAAGUUAUGAAGAUUGUAACUUCGAUGGACAGACAAAGGCAAUAAGCUAUGGUUUCUUUGAGCUUCUUUUCAUCAUCUCUUGCUUUCACCCCUGAAAUUGUUUAUAUUCCUUUUCAACCACAUGGCGGUUAUUACUUCGUAAGCAAUAUAGAGCCUGAGUAAUAAUGAUCAAACUCUUACCCCCGUUUAUAUAUGCUCCUGUAUUGUCCUCAAAGUGCAUGCUUAUCUCCUUCCAUCUCAGAUACGCUUCUUUUUGCGCUAUGUUGCAUCUAGCCAAUGUAAGGCACUUGGCUAAUUUGUGAGGCAGUACGCUCUCCUGUACAGUUACAAUGCACCAAAAAUGUAUAACAUAAUCUCCGCUAGUGACCCAUAUCUUCUUUACUAACAAUGGCUUCCAGCUUGAGAGAUUUACUGUCCUGUCCCUCUUCUUGCCCAACAGCACCCAACACCACCCAACACCUCUGCUAGUCUUUGCAGGGAUCUGUUGAUUUUCAGGUCUGCUCAAGCGACAAGAAGGGGGGGAGCUAAUAUUUGAUUAUAACCGUAUUCGUCCUUGGCAGACUGGAGUUCAUUACCGUCUCCAGUGCCUUAAUCAUGGUCAGCAUCCAAGAGAACCAGUUUGAAUGGACAGUUCAAUAACCAUCUCAUAAGGUCAGUUGUCUCGUCAUCUAAACAAACAUCCGCUGCCCUUGGUAUGCCAUCUAAAACACUUGACAGAAUGCAUUUAUCACUGUAGUAGACAUCUAUAAAUGAAACAAAAUUGGAUGGAGAGAUGCGGGCUUUGCUUAGGAACGUUAAUGGCAUCUUGGUCAUGCAAAAUAAGAGGAUAGGAAUCAGCAUAGAAUCUGUUAAAACCAUCCUUCGCUGAAGACGCAACGAGGUGUUCGACUUCUUGGAAUGCAGAACCGUAGAAGGCCAUGUCGAAUAACACAACUGUUUCCAUAAGCUUUGUUCUGGAACUAUACAUUGGAUGUCAGAGCAGGUACAGGCAGCUGAGGCCGGAGUUGAACCAUCUAGGUGAACUAUGAUAUCAGCUAGGAGGUCUCCGCUUAAGCACUUCAAAUGACAUUGCGAAUGCUCUAUUUUCCCUCUCUUUCCGGUCCCUUGGAAACUGGAAAUAGGGUUGUUAUUUUGGAUACAUUCAAGAACCCAAUUCUUUAUAUGGAGGUCAUUGAACCAUCUCGCAGGUUCAUAUAGAUUUUGAUGUUCAACCAUGUAGUACC
This is a messenger RNA of Durio zibethinus, 1838 nucleotides long. Its product is annotated as mitochondrial import inner membrane translocase subunit Tim13-like. The record is from RefSeq and is a predicted model, not a curated record. NCBI's taxonomy places the organism in Eukaryota, Viridiplantae, Streptophyta, Magnoliopsida, Malvales, Malvaceae.